Mesitornis unicolor (brown roatelo) is the source of this 632-nucleotide messenger RNA. RefSeq names its product MAX network transcriptional repressor (gene MNT). The record is from RefSeq and is a predicted model, not a curated record. Gene Ontology annotation, molecular function: DNA-binding transcription factor activity, RNA polymerase II-specific; RNA polymerase II cis-regulatory region sequence-specific DNA binding. The transcript is spliced from 4 exons. The annotation marks the transcript as partial. Gene Ontology annotation, biological process: regulation of transcription by RNA polymerase II. NCBI's taxonomy places the organism in Eukaryota, Metazoa, Chordata, Aves, Mesitornithiformes, Mesitornithidae.
ACUUUAAAGAGGAAGGAAAAGGAGUAUGAGCACGAGAUGGAGCGGCUGGCAAGAGAGAAGAUCGCCACCCAGCAGCGCCUGGCGGAGCUGAAGAACGAGCUGAGCCAGUGGAUGGACAUCCUGGAGAUCGACAGAAUCGUUCGGCAGACGGUUCAGCCGGAGGACGACCAGGCAUCUACCUCGACAGCAUCAGAGGGUGAAGACAACAUGGAUGAGGACAUGGAAGACGACAGGCCAGUGAACUCGUUACCAAAACUAACCCAGCGCCAGCACCCCGAGCUGCUGAAAGCCGUCCCUCCCAGCGCUGCUCCCCACCACCCGGCCGUUGUGCCUCAGCACGUGGCCAUCCAGCAGAAACACCCCGCACAGACUCACAUCGUGGCGGCUUCGACGGUGCAAUCGACUGUUAUCGCCCACACCGCCACUACCCACGCUUCGGUCAUUCAGACUGUCAACCACGUGAUUCAGGGUCCACAGACCAAGCACAUCGCCCACAUUGCACCUUCCACCUCCAGCCCCGUGCAACUGACCACUGCUGCUCAGCCCAUCGGCCACAUCACUGUGCACCCCGCCACCAUCAACCACAUGGCCACUGCGGUGACCGUGUCUGUGGCCAUGACCGUGGCCAUCAG